UGUGGGACGGUGUUUGAUGCUGCAUAGGAUGAUUACGGAUACGAGUGGCAUGUCGGCGAUGAUGUUCGGUGAGGAGCCGGGUAAGGGAGUCGAUCUGGGCGAUGCUGUGAGGAAUGCGGCAAAAAAUGUGGACGAGGUGAUAUCGGCUAGUGGCAACGACCCGGUCCACGCGCCAGCAGCAUAGAUGCGAUGCCCAUUCGGUUGUGCACGGGUAUGCUUCGGAGUGGAUGACGUUCGAUUACUUUAGUAUACAGUGUCGCCGAAAUGAGAACCCGUGUUUUGCGUGUCUAUCCGUGGUUUAGUUCCCGAUAGCGUUUACAUGUCGUAGUUGCAUCAUAGAUGGUAACGGUCUGAACUCCCGUGUUAACU
Trematosphaeria pertusa is the source of this 369-nucleotide messenger RNA. RefSeq lists its product as uncharacterized. The record is from RefSeq and is a predicted model, not a curated record. NCBI's taxonomy places the organism in Eukaryota, Fungi, Ascomycota, Dothideomycetes, Pleosporales, Trematosphaeriaceae. The coding region runs from base 29 to 184 and encodes 51 amino acids. The transcript has 2 exons.